AAGUAAAUUUCAAACUCCCGCCCGCCCGUAAAUGAGUUAUCUCAUCCCCGCUCUCAUUGGAUGUGCUCUUCUCAUUUUCGGAACUGUUAUAUAUUACGGCGAUAAUUUCAAAAACGGGUACCGUCCUUCCACAGAAUUCCUCGAUGCUCUGGAGAGAAUUGAUUGCAAAGAGGGAAAAAUGACAAAGUGUCCUUCGUAUUUGCAAUAAAUUCAUGCUGAUCUG
Molecule: messenger RNA, 223 nt
Organism: Caenorhabditis elegans
Lineage: Eukaryota; Metazoa; Nematoda; Chromadorea; Rhabditida; Rhabditidae
Gene: C49C3.20
Product: TMhelix containing protein
Exons: 3
Coding region: 32-208 (58 amino acids)
Source: RefSeq, marked reviewed